AUGGUGUCUCAAGCAUCUUCAGUUGGAGAAUUGAUAAGAGAAGAAGCUAAUUCAAUCAACAGUCGAUCGAUUACAGAUCCGAACAGUCCAUACUACCUGCACUGUGGUGAUAACACAGAAAGAUUUAUUGAUGGAACGAUCACUGAGCCUGAGUCUGAUGAUCCGUUACAUAGUACCUUGAGAAGAUGCAACCACGUGGUGUCUUUGUGGAUUAUCAAUUUCAUUCCAAAUGAGCUCUAUCCUAGUGUGAUGCACAAGGAUUCAGUUAGAGAAAUAUGGAUUGAGCUGAAGGAUCGUUAUAGGCAGGAUCAAGUUAUGCAAUUCCUAAUGGGCUUGGAUGAACAUUACUCUGGAGUAAGGAGUCGAAUCUUGUUAAUGGAUCCUCUUCCACUUUUGAAUAAAGUGGUUGCACUGAUUUUGCAAGAUGAAAGGCAAAAGAAGAGAAAGGAUAAGCUUAUUUGCAGUCACCGUGGUAUUGCUAGACAUAUUAAGGUAAAGUGUCUCAAAAUUGUUGGAUAUCUUCCUGGACAUCGAUUUUUUGGAGGCAUAAAUGUUGUAGCCAAUGCUGUUGGACAAUCUUCUGAUAGUGGUUCACAAACUGUAAUGGAGUCUUUUUCAAACCUCACAAUCACUCCAGAUCAGUGUAAAGAAGUUCUGGUAAUGCUGAUGCCUCAAUUGAUAGGGCAAAUAACUAAUGUUCCUCGAAUACAAACUCAGUCACAGCCUCAGGAUACAUCAAGACCUGGCUAUUCUGUACCAAUGCUUUCGCAUUUUCAGGACCUUUUGACAUGGAAGAUGAUUGGAAUGGGCAAACUUGAAAAUGGACUAACAACGACCUUGAUUCUUGAAAAUAAGACACCUUAUGAGAUGCAACAUCAUCAUAUUCACAUCUCAAGGUAUUUGAAUGCCUCUGCUAUGCUUCAAGUAUCAAAAGAAACCGUACCAAAUUCGACCCUAGAGCCAUUCCUUGCGUCUUUCUUGGCUAUUCUUACGGCAUGA
This is a messenger RNA of Fraxinus pennsylvanica, 999 nucleotides long. The record is from the annotation of a GenBank genome assembly. NCBI's taxonomy places the organism in Eukaryota, Viridiplantae, Streptophyta, Magnoliopsida, Lamiales, Oleaceae.